Molecule: messenger RNA, 1602 nt
Organism: Penicillium oxalicum
Lineage: Eukaryota; Fungi; Ascomycota; Eurotiomycetes; Eurotiales; Aspergillaceae
Exons: 1
Coding region: 1-1602 (533 amino acids)
Biological process (GO): transmembrane transport; carbohydrate transport
Cellular component (GO): membrane
Molecular function (GO): carbohydrate:proton symporter activity
Source: RefSeq, a predicted model, not a curated record
AUGGAAACCGAAAAGCAAGCCCAGUCGGGCAUCGACCAUGUCGAGGUUGCCAACAACAUGGCCGAAGAUGCCCGGUUGGCCACCGAGGCGGAGCAUCAGAUGACGGUGAUGCAGGCUCUCAAGAAGCACUACAAGGCGGUUCUUUGGAGCAUGGUCAUUUCCUUGACGGUGGUCAUGGAUGGGUACGACGGUGCUCUGCUGGGCUCCCUCUCAGCCUUCCCAUCCUUCCGCAGUCAGUUUGGCACCUAUGUCAGUGCCAAGAGCGGAUAUCAGCUGGAUGCCAACUGGCAGUUGGCGCUGGGUUGCUCCAGUCCCAUUGGAAACAUUGUCGGUAUCUACCUGGGUGCCUACACGGUCGAUCGGCUCGGAUAUCGCAAGUCCAUCUUUGUCUGGAUGGCCUGGUUGUCGGGCUGCAUCUUCAUCUCCUUCUUUGCCACCAAGAUUUCCAUCAUCUUUGCCGGAGAGGUUCUCUGCGGUAUCUCCUGGGGAGUCUUUGCCUGUCUGGCCCCUCCCUACGCCGCCGAGAUCUGUCCCGUCGUCCUGCGUGGUCUGGUCGAGAUUUGGGUCGUCAUGUGCUGGGGUAUCGGCCAGCUGCUGUCAUACUCGGUGCUUCUGACGCUGAACCACCGCACUGAUCAGUGGGGAUGGCGCAUCCCCUUUGCCGUGCAAUGGGUCUGGCCCGCCAUCAUCGUUCCUCUCAUCCUCUUCGCCCCGGAGUCACCCUGGUGGUUGGUGCGUCACGGCCGGCCCGAGGAGGCCCAACAGGUCGUCCGACGCCUCAUCAGCGGCCAGGCCGACGAGAAUGAGGUCCGACGCACCGUGGCCCUCAUGCAGGAGACCAACCGACUCGAAGAGACCAUUCACGAGGGUGUCGGCUACCUCGACUGCUUCCGCGGCCGCAAUCUGUGGCGUACCGAGAUCGCCUGUGUCGCCUGGGCCUCGCAGCUCUGGUGUGGAUUCGUCAUCUCCUCCUACUCGACCUACUUCUUCGAAUUGGCCGGUCUGGAGUCCCAGGACGCUUACAAGAUGAGCGUCGGCAUGGGCGGUCUCCACCUCCUGUUCAAUCUCAUCUCCAUCUCCACCGUCGCCAACGUCGGUCGCCGUCGUCUGUACCUCUUCGGUCUCCCCUUUAUGAGUCUGAUGAUGUUCAUCCUGGGCUUCCUUGCUCUGGCCCCCGAAAAACCCGCCAUCGGCUACGCCUCCUCCGCCGUCUUCCUCAUCUGGAACUGUGGUUACCAGCUCUCCGUCGGUCCAGCCGCCUACAUCAUCGUCAGUGAAGUCUCUUCGACCCGUCUGCGCGCCAAGACGGUCUCACUCGCCCGAAACGCGUACAACCUCUCCCUCCUGAUCAACUACUUCGUUGGUCCGUACAUUCUCAACCCCAGCAAGGGCAACUGGAAGGGCAAGACGGGUUUCUUGACCGGUGGCAUCAUCAUCAUUCUCUGGACCUGGGCCUUCCUCCGUCUGCCCGAGACCAAGGGUCGUACCUUUGAGGAGUUGGAUAUCCUCUUCUCAAAGACGGAUCUCAAGACGAGAGAUUUCAAAAAGUACAAGAUGGAAGAUCAUGAUCUGCAUGAUGCCAAAGUCGGUGGACUGGCUUGA